Messenger RNA from Styela clava, 631 nucleotides. RefSeq lists its product as uncharacterized. Lineage: Eukaryota; Metazoa; Chordata; Ascidiacea; Stolidobranchia; Styelidae. The record is from RefSeq and is a predicted model, not a curated record.
UAUAUAAGAUGGAUUUCGAGAUGCUAGAAACCAGUAUGAUUAAAUUUGCGAAACUUGAAUGGUUAACAUCGUACGAUAUAAAAGAUCUCCAUCUUGGCAACUCUGAAUAAAUAAAAUGUCAAAGGUAACAUGUAUAAUUCAACUGCUUUUUAUCACAAUCGUAGCGGUCUCCGUCCAAGAUGUUACAUGUUGGGAUCCAUAUUCAGAUGAAUCAUUGCUAUUUGGUUGUCACAUUAAGAAAGAAAGCAAAGUCGCCUUAAACCUGAACUCGUUCGAACCGAAGUUGGAAAUAAAAGUUGAAUGCAAAGAAGGGAUCGAAUUUACUACUUUCAUGUGUCUACAGUUUUGCUACGAUCCAGUCAAUCAAAAUUCUCCCAGAUCGAUUCCAGGCAAAGUCCUCAGAAACAAAGAUUUGUUUGAGCAAAAAACGUUUAAUACAACGACUCAUAAACAAAGAAGAAUAAAAGUUACCUAUGGAUGUAGAUGUGUGUUGGAAGAUAAAUAGGCUUUUAAAGACCAACAUACAAUGUCCAAUAAUACUUCGCUAUUUCUGCUGUCCUAUUUAUUUAUUUAUUGCAACAUUAUUUAAUUUAUUAUCGUAUUUAUAACAUUUGCCAACUACAUUAUUUAC